Molecule: messenger RNA, 8300 nt
Organism: Gryllus bimaculatus (two-spotted cricket)
Lineage: Eukaryota; Metazoa; Arthropoda; Insecta; Orthoptera; Gryllidae
Source: the annotation of a GenBank genome assembly
CUUGAAAGAACUUCCAGUAAUAUGCGAAGCUCAGAGAGCAAGCAAAGAAAGGAAAGAAACUAUCGGUAUAAAAUAAGGAUGAAUAAAGUAUGGGAUAUUCAAGCAUUCUAGCUCAAUAACAAUGAGGAGAGUUGACAACUUUCCUUUUCUUCUUUCCAAGAAAAAAUUUCCCUACAAGAUCGCUGUGUUGGCAAGUUCAUCACGAGAUUCAGAACACAAAAUGAAAUGAAAUAAUUUUAUGAAUGUUACGAGGGGACGGGCAACGCAUCCUCAGUUUUCCUGGCCUUCGAGUUAAGAGUCUAACUAUUAUGAGAAGUGAUAAAAUUUAUUUUGUAAGUCAGUGGGCUUGUACGUUAUCUGUUAAUUUGUGGAGUGAACCUCGCUAGAGCGAGUAGGGAAUUUAGCGAUUUGUAUGUUAACACCACACCAAUUUACACGUCAGUUCGGCGGUGUUCGUAGGCUGCUAGAGUCAAACCGGCAUGUGAUGGUUUUGUGAAUGUGAUACGGAUGUUUUGAGAUACUGAUUGUGGAAGAUACGCUUUAGAGUGUAAUGAGGAAAACGUAACAUACACAUUUUAUGUGUAGACGCGUAACUUCGGUGUUGUAAAAUUUUGGGUACUAUAACCUGUGAUAAUAAUUAUGAACAUGUGCUUUACGACAUUUGUGGGUAUAAUUAUUUUCAUUGUAUUUCCAUUCAGUGAAGUUUCUAGUCUGGGAGAAGUAAUUUACGCUAUUAAUGCUGGAGGUGACGCUCACGUCGAUAGUUAUGGUGUUAGGUUUGAAAGAGAUCCCUUGCAAGGCAAGGUUGGAACAGCCUCGGACUAUGGCAAACAAUUAGUAAUAGGUCGGGUGAUACCAAGAGACCAAGUUUUAUAUCAGACAGAGCGCUAUCAUCAUAGUACUUUCGGUUAUGACAUUCCAAUUCAGGAAGAUGGAGACUAUGUUAUGAUUCUCAAGUUUUGUGAAGUGUAUUUUAAUGCCCCCAACAUGAAGGUCUUUGAUGUUGUUUUAAAUGGUGACAUCACCAUAGUUCCAGAUUUGGAUAUAUAUGAUAGAGUUGGAAGAGGCAUAGCUCAUGAUGAGUACAUUCCGUUUAGUGUGGUAAAAGGACGUUUGUAUUACAAUGAAGAGGAGUCAGAUAUAAGAGGUGGAAGAAUUAGAGUUGAGUUUAUAAAAAGUUACCGAGACAACCCUAAGAUUAAUGCUAUUGCAGUUAUGAAGGGAAAGUUGGAAGAUGCACCUAAACUUCCUCCAUUGGCAAGCGAACCAGAAACUGAUGAAAUUAGAGUGGAAGAAGAAGAGAAAAAAACAAACAAAAAUCGCCGUCCCAGUGGGCCAAGAACCCCUGACCCAUACUCGGUUGAUGAUACGUCCAUUAUGCUACCAGUGUUUGUUGCCAUAGGUGCUUUUAUUCCAUUACUUUUUUGUUUGUGCAAACUUUAACAAAAUAUGAGAAAUGCUGAGAUUCAGCUCAUUUACUCUACAAAAUGUUUAUUACACAAGGCGAUUGUUCUUUUAAUUUGGAGAAAGGGUUGGCAAACAGAAAAUUUCUGACUGAAAGUAGGCAGGAAUACAGCUACUUCUGUAUAUGGUGUGUAAAUUGAGACUCCUGGGAUCCUCGUGGGAUUGUGUGGAACAUGCUUAUGAGAACAACAUGAAAUAUAAUUAUUUCCCUGUAUCGUUUUGUUCUCAAUUCUGGUUUUUCAGCAGUUGUGUAAUCCGCUACUAUUGGUCGGCUGGUUGGCCGGGUUGGCCGUCGCCAUUUACGCGACGCAGGAGACGAUCUUCGGGGUGAAUUGUUCUCGUCGUUUUCGGCGACAGGGGAGUACCCUGCCCCCCACAAUAUUUUUCCCGUUCGAACGUGCUUUAAGCAUUCUAUCGUGCUAGUGAAUACCGGGAAAAGGUAUUUUAUUGUUCAUAACGCUUAAUCAUGGCUUGCUGAAAAAAUGUCGUUCUUGAAGCUGAUGGUCGUAUCUCCUCGCGGAGAAUUUUUCUCCAAAAACCUUAACGUAGAUGUUAGAGGAUUGUACUAUGGAAAAGAAAUCAAGUCGAUCAGGUCAACCCCCGGUAAAGGGGAAUGGAACUGAGUCUAAGAAGAACCCAGAUACUGUUGGCAGCAAAAUCUUCCCGAAAACUUCUCGUCGUCGUGAGCCUGGCAAUUCUCAAAAUGCAAAAUAUGAGACCAACAGGAAGCCUGUUCCUCAAAAAAACAAAUCAUUUGACAAAAGACCCAAACCAAGGGGACAGUAUUAUGGCUGUGGAAAGGAGGAUUCCAAGGUAGCAGAAGAUGAAGUGGAAUGUGGAGGAAUCUAUGUGAAGAAAGAAGUUAAAAAGUUGAACUUGAACCAUCUGCUAAAUUUUCAUUAUGCUUCAAGAGAUUCAGUAAAUACUGGCCAGAGAAACUGGCGAGCUAAUCCUGGAGGAUGGGGUCGAAGUUAUGCCUCCAAAUCACUUAAGCAUAAGUACAACAAGGAGCAGUUUCUUCAAGCCAAUUGCCAGUUUGUGGUGAAGGCUGAUGGUGAUUAUUCAUCUUAUAUGAUGAAUCCUGACAUGUUGGUUGACUGGGAGUUAAUUGAACAGAUACAAUUGCGAAGUGCAGAAUUGUUAUCUUGCCCUAUAUGCUUAUAUCCACCAGUAGCAGCCAAAAUAACUCGAUGUGGGCAUGUCUUCUGCUGGUCUUGUAUUCUACACUAUCUAGCACUUUCUGAUAAAUCAUGGCGGAAGUGUCCCAUUUGUUAUGAGACCGUUGUCAAGAAUGACCUUAAAAGCGUUAUUGCUGUUCCUCACACUUCAUUUUCUGUUGGAGACAAAAUCACAUUGCAUCUGAUGAAACGAAAAAGAGGAUCGUUGAUUGCAUUACCUGUUAAUCAAAGUGAAAUUUGCCCAGCUGAUAAGUUGUUAUCGGUAUCAGAGAAACAAGUGGAUACAAAAUAUUCAAAAUUACUUUUAGCUUCAUCACAGGAGGAAUUAACUGCACAGUUGCAAGAAGUAAAAGGAUGUCCAGAAGCAUGCUUUGUUGAACAAGCUUUAGAACUGUUGAAGGAGAGGGCAGCUAUUUGUCGGGGUGAACAAGUUCUAUUUCAGCACCCUGUUUUGUCAGUCUCAGAAAUGACAACUGGUGACAGUGAAAUGUUUCCUAUGUGUGAAUCUUUGGAAGAUGGAAACAGUGUUGCACUGGAUGCAAGUAUUGAAAAUUCGGGAGGUUUUUUUAAUCACCCCCUUGUAAAUGAUAUAAACCAGAAUUUCACUGAUAAAUAUGACAUUGGUUCAGUUAAUCAUCAACGUUAUGAAAGUGUGAGUAGUGAAGGGGUAGAAAGUGAGGAUGGUGCAAUCACUGUUGAAGAUAUUGAAUUACCUCAGACAGACCAAUUGGCAUCUGCACUGGAAGGAUCAUCAACUAAAGAUUUCUACUUUUACCAAGCUGCUGAUGGUCAGCAUGUGUACCUCCAUGCUCUGAAUAUUCGUAUGCUUGUGCACUUUUAUGGAGGUCUGAAGGAUUGUCCUCUGAUCUUGACUGGUCAAAUUGUAGAAAAAGAAGCUGGUUCUAUGACUGAAGAGUUACGACAGAGACUUCGAUAUUUGCAACACCUUCCAAUUACUUGUCAGUUUGAAGUAGUGGAAUUACAAUUGAGGCCUCCAAUUGUGAAUAGAGAGACCAUAGAUUAUUUUCAAGAUCAGCUGGAAAUUCGUAAACGCCGGCGUCUCCGAAGAGCUCGUGAUGAACGUAGGCGAGAGAAGCGCAUAAAUGAACAGGAGAAUAAACAUUGGGGCAGGCUUCCUGCUCCAGACAUUUCUAUUGAUUCACAUUUUCAGUUUCCUUCAUGUGGUGUGGAGGUGGAAAAUAUUGGAUCAAAUAUUCCUGCACCGACACCAUCUAGUUCAGGGAGCAGCCCAGCUCAUUCAUAUGAUGUAUUUUCUUCAGUAUCUUCAGCAUUGGAAAAUGUGUCUAUUGAUGAAAACUCGCUUCCAGAAUUUUCAACCAGCCCGGAAAGUAAAAAUAAUGGUUCUUCAUCUGGACCUUCGUUUGCACAGAUGCUUCGCAGUGGAAAAAGCAAAUGGCCUUCUGUCAGUGAGAAGAAAAAGCAUAAAGAGCAUCACAUGCUUGGACAAAAGCAGUAUGCAGGUCCAGAUAGUGAUCCAGAAUAUGAAGGAUAUACUCCUGUGAAACAGAGCUUUGGUGAUGCUAUUGCUGAAGCAAUGGAAAGAGCAGCAGCGAUGGCUGCUGCAUCUACAUCAGCAAAAGAUGAGAUGCAAGAUGAUCCUGGAAGUUCUGGAAAGAAGAAAAAGAAACAAAAGCAGAAACUUUUGUUUGCUACUGGUAUGGCAUGUAUCACUAUGCUGCUUCAAGCAAGAACAGUAUUGGAAAUGACCCAGCAAUUGACAAAGUACAAAAACAUCAUUCGCAAAAGCUGCUUUACUAAUUUCCAAAAGAUUAACAAAUCAUUUAAAAAACAAGAAACUGAAAAUCAAAUUCCUGAUUUUAAGGAAGUGAUAUUUACAAUGGAUUCUUUUUUUGCACUUUCUUUGCAAGGGAACCAUAUUUUAAAGACAUUAAAAAAGAACUGGUUUAAACUAAAAAAAGAAAUGUCUCACGGGAACUAUCAAGGGCCUGGUGAUUUGCCAAUGAGUUCAGCAAAGGAUUCAACUUUAUUAUGGCAACAAAAUUCGUAUUUAGGAGACUCUGGAAUUCAUUCUGGAGCAACCACACAGGCACCAUCACUAACUGGGAAGGAAGAAGACAUGGAAUCAGAUGGACUAAUGUUUGAUCUUGAUCAAGGCUUCACUCAAGGAUUUACUCAAGAUCAAGUUGAUGAAAUGAAUCAACAAUUAAGUCAGACUCGAUCUCAGAGAGUUCGAGCUGCUAUGUUCCCAGAGACCUUGGAAGAAGGAAUUGAAAUUCCCUCAACCCAAUUCGAUCCAGCUCAACCAACUGCAGUUCAAAGGCUUGCUGAACCAAGUCAGAUGCUUAAACACGCUGUUGUAAACUUGAUUAACUAUCAGGAUGAUGCAGAUUUAGCCACUCGUGCCAUCCCUGAAUUGAUAAAGCUCUUAAAUGAUGAAGAUCAGGUGGUUGUAUCUCAGGCUGCCAUGAUGGUACACCAGCUAUCCAAGAAAGAAGCAUCACGUCAUGCAAUAAUGAAUAGUCCUCAGAUGGUGGCUGCUCUUGUACGUGCCAUUUCAAAUAGCAAUGAUUUAGAAUCCACCAAAGCUGCUGUUGGCACAUUGCAUAAUUUAUCGCAUCAUCGUCAAGGUUUAUUGGCAAUAUUUAAAAGUGGUGUAGAAUCAGUACUUUUCUAUGCUAUCACUACUCUGCACAAUCUUCUUCUCCAUCAAGAAGGCUCCAAAAUGGCUGUACGACUUGCUGGAGGUUUACAAAAAAUGGUUGCACUUUUGCAACGCAAUAAUGUUAAAUUCUUGGCCAUUGUCACAGACUGUCUGCAGAUUUUGGCUUAUGGUAAUCAGGAAAGCAAGCUCAUCAUUCUUGCAUCACAGGGACCUGUUGAACUUGUUCGCAUUAUGCGAUCUUAUGAUUAUGAGAAGUUGUUAUGGACCACUUCUCGAGUAUUGAAAGCUGGUGGAAUGCAAGCAUUGGCAAUGCAUCUGGGUCAUCCAAGUCAAAGGCUGGUGCAGAAUUGCUUGUGGACUCUGAGAAAUUUGUCAGAUGCUGGGACAAAAGUGGACGGCUUGGAAGGUUUAUUGCAGAGUCUUGUUCAACUCUUGUCAUCAACCGAUGUGAAUGUAGUGACAUGUGCAGCUGGUAUUUUGUCAAAUUUAACUUGCAACAAUCAGCGCAAUAAAGUCACUGUUUGCCAAGUUGGUGGAGUGGAUGCUCUUGUACGCACAAUAUGUAAUGCUGGAGAGCGUGAGGAAAUUACAGAACCUGCUGUCUGUGCUUUACGUCAUCUGACAUCUCGUCAUGUUGAGUCAGAAAUGGCACAGAAUGGUGUACGUCUCAAUUAUGGAAUGCAGGUUAUUGUGAAAUUACUGCAAGCACCGUCCCGUUGGCCAUUGGUUAAAGCUGUAAUUGGACUCAUUCGCAACUUAGCUCUCUGUCCAGCAAAUCAUACUCCAUUACGUGAUAAUGGAGCUAUCCAUCACCUUGUUCGUCUUCUCAUGAGAGCUUUCCAAGAUAUACAGAGGCAACGUUCUUCAGUGGCUAGUGGUGGAAGCCAACAACCAGGAGCAUAUGCAGAUGGUGUUAGAAUGGAAGAGAUAGUGGAAGGAACUGUGGGUGCAUUGCACAUCUUGGCCAGAGAGUCCAAUAAUCGGGCUAUUAUCAGAAGUCAAAUGGUUAUCCCAAUCUUUGUGCAGCUAUUGUUCAAUGAAAUUGAAAAUAUCCAGCGUGUUGCUGCUGGGGUCCUUUGCGAGUUGGCUGCUGACAAGGAGGGUGCCGAAAUGAUUGAACAAGAGGGAGCCACUGCUCCUCUCACAGAGCUGCUUCAUUCACGAAAUGAAGGUGUUGCUACUUAUGCUGCAGCUGUAUUAUUCCGAAUGUCAGAAGAUAAACCUCAGGAUUACAAGAAAAGAUUGUCCAUGGAACUGACCAAUUCCUUAUUCCGAGAAGACCAGAAUAUGUGGAAUGGUGGCGAUUUGGGCAUGGGUCCAGAUUUACAGGACAUGCUUGGUCCUGACCAGGGCUAUGAUGGUAUGUAUGGACAAGGCCCACCUAGUGUUCAUAGCAGUCAUGGUGGAAGGCCUUAUCAGCAACAAGGUUAUGACACGAUACCAAUAGACUCAAUGCAAGGCCUGGAGAUUGGAUCACAUCAUGGCCCUGGUGGAGGUGGUGGUGGUGGUGGCUCCACAUAUGGUCCAAUGGACCCUAUGGAUAUGGCUGGGCCUGAUUCAGCAGACCUCAAUUUUGACCACUUGGAUGAGCUGCCACAACCACCACAGGAUAACAACCAGGUUGCUGCCUGGUAUGACACAGACCUGUAGUACAGACAAAAACAACUAAGCCCUGCACCUAAUUGUUACCCAAUUAGAUCAUCACAGACUUUGUUGUAAUAAUGCUAGUUAUUUUGAUUUUGUAGUGGUAGUAUUGUGUCAUACUACACAAAAGUUCUUUAUGGUUUUUCAUAAUUUUAUCAAGUGAUUGAAAAAAAUAUUUAAGAAUAAUGUGAAAGUAGAGGAAACGAGUAUGUAGAAACUCUAAUGUAACUUUAUGUGUAUGUUCGCUGACUGGUCCAUUUUGCUUUGAUAACAAUAUCUAAGAUGUACCAGGGACCACACUUUCUUAGUUGGGAAUAAAUAUUAUUUUUAUGUUAUUUAUAAUUUAAAAGAACUUGUUUUAUGUUGACUGGUGUGAAUGCUCCUUUUGGUUUUAUAAUUGAAGUCCCUGUUGUGGAAAUGGUUUUAGAACUUUUUACCACUACUUUUGAAAGACAUAGCAUUCUAAGAAUUUCAGUAUUAACUGCUGAUCAGGAUUGAACUAUUUUAAUGACCAGCAUUCCAAGGUUGACCUUUGUGCAUCAGUCUUGUGUAGAGCUGCAGUGAGAAUUCAACAUUAAGCAUAUUUCGUGUGAAUUGAGAAUGUAGUGUUACUGAGAAUAUGUAUAUUUCAUACCUCCCAGAGAUUUCUCAUUUCCUAAAAUUGCUGUCUCCUCUGUAUUCUGAAUGUUGUCAGCAAGGAGUCACAAUUGUCUUCUUUAAGUUCCCUCAUUCUUAAAUUCCUGAAUGUUGGUGGAAAGUGUUCUGAAUGCAAUGUAUAGUGUGAACUAAUACUAACCUGUGGCUAAUAUAGAAAAGUGAUUACGAGGAAAAUUUUUACAUGUUCAUUUAGUGAAAAAAAUUAAAUGAUUAGCAUUCUGAAUAUUUUGAAUUUGUGUUUCUCUUAUAGAAGCGUUCUGCAUGUGAUUUACAUUCUUUGAAUGUGUAUGUGUGCCAUGUUAUAAUAUUAUUCUGUCACUUUCCACCAAUUCAGUUGAAUAGAUGUAGAAGUAACAUCAUGUUGCAUGCUUAGUAAACUAUAAUAUUAACAUUAUAUUGCACAAUUUUUGUCCUGCCUUCUGUCUGUAUAUUUAUGAACUUGAUAUAAAUGCUCCAUGCAAAAACAACAGGGUAGAGAAUGUUUCUGGACUCAUUGUGUACACAUUACACUUAAACAUUUCAUCGAUGUACUCUUUUUAUAGAUGGAUAUAAAAUAAAAUUAUUGAAGAAUAAUUACUUUUUCUUAUUUAGUAUCCUACUGAAGUUUGAAUGAAAUGUUGAUAUUAAUAUUGAAUGUGAAAUUCAAAGGAAGAUGUAUUGAUGUACUUGAGAUAUGUAAUUGAAGUUUUUGCAUUUGAUCUUGCAUGAAGGAG